Trematosphaeria pertusa is the source of this 474-nucleotide messenger RNA. RefSeq lists its product as uncharacterized. The transcript has 2 exons. The coding region runs from base 110 to 388 and encodes 92 amino acids. The record is from RefSeq and is a predicted model, not a curated record. Lineage: Eukaryota; Fungi; Ascomycota; Dothideomycetes; Pleosporales; Trematosphaeriaceae.
AGAAUUAUCUGCUCAGGCGCCUAAUAUUGCCCUCAACGCCGACACGGGGAUCACAAGCAGAGGACUCCGGUUAUAGGCAACCAUCGGCGUAAUCUUGCAGUCUGUCGCGAUGUUUCUCCCUAUUGUGGUUAUGUAUUGGUGGAAAUGGCAUAGUAAAGGGCCCACAGUCCCAGCAUAUGCGUAUCCUUGCGUUCUCGCUGGAUCUUGCGCCGUGGUUGCCGGUAUCGCGCUUGUUCCCAUGUCGUGGAAACGGGCACCAUUGAGCGGGCAUUUGUGCCCAACGACUCAAAAAGCGGCAAAGUGGAAUCAAUAUUCCGCCUGCAAAUGGCUUGCAGCGAGCCUACGCUGGCCCAUUUUCCGAGCUCAAGCUGUAUCAGAUAAGAAGUGAGGAGAAGGGAGCGAUGCCAGCAUCGACCUUUCACGUUUGCGGGUCUGCCGAUGGCCUCGACGAGCGUUGCACAUCGGAGUUAUCCA